Polistes dominula (European paper wasp) is the source of this 2619-nucleotide messenger RNA. RefSeq lists its product as uncharacterized. NCBI's taxonomy places the organism in Eukaryota, Metazoa, Arthropoda, Insecta, Hymenoptera, Vespidae. The record is from RefSeq and is a predicted model, not a curated record.
AAAGGUUGAAAGUUAAAAAAAAAAAAGUGACAUUCUAUCUGUGAUAAGAAUAAACAAGAGAUUUCCACAUUUAAUCCUGAAUUAGUCAGGCAAUUAAUAAACUCAAGCAUCAAAUCAAAAUUUUGAAUACAUUUAAAUUAAUGAAGAAACUUGGAAUGCGGAAGUCUCUUCUUGUAACGCGUUUAACUGAACUUAAUCAACAGCUUGUGACAAUUGCCGAAUUACAAAAAAUGGAAGAAGAAUACGACAAAAAUCUUGUCCUACAUUCUAAGGUAUAUAAUAUUUAAAUAUAAGGUAUAGAGUAUCUAAUUCAUUAACAUUAAUAAUAAUAAUCUGUUUAAGAUUUGCGAUUGUCCACACCAUAUGUUAUCUAUUGAAGAAAAUAAGAAAAAAAUACCAUGUAAUGUUAACACUUGCAAAACUCGGAGAAGAUGUACUUGCCUUUGUCAAUGCAAUAAAAUAAAUAAAUGUAAGUCGUUUUUUAUUUAUACAAAUAUAAAUAAUUAUUUACUUUUAUUUAUUACAUUAUCAGUAUAUAAUGAAACAUUAGUACAUAAAAAGAUGGUAUAUUCUAAUUAAUAAAUUACUUAUUAUUAUUAUUAUAUCCUCUUCUUUCUCUUGCAAAUCACCAGCUUAUAAAAAUGUUGAAAAAGUUAAAGAUAAUUCACAUAGACAAACAAACGAUAAUGGUACCACAAAGGAAGAUGCAUAUACCGAAGAAAUUGGUAAAUUAAUUAAAUAAUAUCAUUUAAUUAAAUAAAAUAUUAAAUAUAACAUUCUUAGUAUUUAAUUAAAUGAUUUCUUUCCUAGGACAGGUACUCGACACAAGAUUAGAAAAUGUACAAAAUUUGGAAAAAAUAAAUUCUUACGUGCAAGAUAAUAUUGACAAUGCAAUUGAUCAUAAGAUAAACAACGUAGUAAAUACUUCGUUAGAAAUUCCGGUACAAGACAAUGAUAAAAGUAAAGAAUCAGAAGAGAUUAUAACAUUAGCGGAUAAUAAUCAAAACAAAACAAAUACCUUGAGUAAAAGAAGCUUGGAAAGAAUUCAAAAAGUUGUCAUAUUUAUAAUAAUAAUAUAAAAUAAACGUUCUAAUCUAUGAUUUCAGUUAAAAGACUAUUUAUAUAAUCCAGGUUGAUUUAUCAGGAUUUGUCUAACGAAAAGAAACAAAAGAGAGAUUUGGAAGACAAGUUGCAAAGUGCCAAAGAACAUUUAAUUAAGUUGAAGGAAGAUAGCGAACAGGAAAUUUCUAACUUGAAAGAUGCAUUAAAAAAAGCAGAGGAAGAACUCGUGUUAGCCAAAAAUGAAACUAACACUGCUACAGCAGAGAAAGACAAAUUGUUAAAAGCUAUGUCAAUAUUGAAAGUAAGUGAAUCAAAUUUGCAAGAUAAAGGAUUACAAAUUUAUUUUUAUAGAAGGAAAUGAAUAAUGUCAUUGACAAGAAUGCAUCUUUGUGCUGCGAAUGCCAGAAUUUAAAAUUUAAAUUGCGGACAGCUUCUGAAUGCGAGAUGAGAACGUAAUACAUGAAAUUAAUAUACUGCGAGAUUACAAUUUAAUUAUAUUGCUUUAGAUAAUAUAUAUUUUUCAUUUUCAAGUUGCACAGUCGUUCAAGAUGAGGUAAACGGUAUAAAAAAUAUAUUUAAACAAAAAGAACAGAUUCUUCAAGCAGAAAUAAUUGAACUGAAAGGAUUGAUUGCAGAACUCACAAAUGUUACAAAAAUACAAGAAAGAAGAAUAUGCGAAUUAACUAAUAUUUGUAAAAAACAACAAUGCAGCUUACGUAACAAAAGUAAAACGAUUAUUGAAAAGGAAUCGAAACUAUCUGAUAUGCAAUCACUACUGAAGUCAUAUAGUUACAAAUGCACCGGAAUGCAAAAUAAUAUCGAAAAUUUAGAAUCUACCUUAAAUAAGGAAUCGGUCACAUGCAAUAAUUUAAAAGAGGAAUUAGAACGUUUUAAGGACGAUUAUAAUUGUAUGUUAAAUAUUAAAACUAAAAUUAUAGAAGAACAAGAUGAAACAAUAAAAAAGCAGAAACGUCUAUUACAAAAUAGUGAAAUUAUGGCUCAACAAGCUGCAUCUGAAUUUGAAGAAAUUAGAAAUGAAUUAGUUCAUGAAAAAGAAACAUGCGAAUCUUUAAGAAUUGCAUUAAUUACUGCGGAAGCACAAUUAAAUGAAAAAUAUAACAUUGAGUGCAAGAACUGUCCAAAUUUAAUAGCAGAACUACAUUUGUUAGAAGAACAAAAGCAAAAAGCAUUAAUUGCAGCAAAAGAAGCUUUACAGAAACUAUAUGCUUCUAUACGACAUUAUCAAAGACAAUUGGUUUUUGAAAGACAACAGUGUAAAUUUCUAGUAUUAAAACUGAAAGAAAAGGAAGAAGAAGUUGAAUACAUCAUGAGAGAAUUUGCUUACAGAAAGAAAACAACUGUGCGCAAAUCAAAUGACUUUUUAUCCUAAAAAAUGCGGCUGUAAAAAUAAGAUUAGUAACAAGUUUUGUUUCACCUUAUUCAAUUUGUAAAAAAAGUAAAUUAAUGUAUUCACUCCUUAAAGUACAGUCGUGUAUCAUUGCUUUUAACUAUUAACUUUAUUUAUUAUAAUUAAAUCUUUUUAAUAUCACUUUUUAC